UCUGAGAAAAAUCAUUCAUUCUAGUAAACCAAAAGGGUAACCCAAUCAAUCAAUCAACCCCUUUAUGGUUUCAUCAUCAAGUUUCACCCUUUCACCUUCCAUUCACUAGAAACCUCCAUUUUUAUAGCACCCAGCAGUCAAAGUUUAAACCCUGAACACCACCAUAGUUAAAAAAAGCAAAGCAAAUAGUAUAUAAAAAAAAAAACAGAGCAGAAGAGAGAGAUUGAAUUGAACUUUACUUUCUUUCUUUCAUUCAUUCUCUCUCACUCUCUCUCUGUUCUGUUCUACAUUGUUGUUGUGUCUGCACAUGAAAAGGGUUCUCCGUUGAUGAUUAUUACCCUCUGUGGUUUCAUUUGAGCUGGUGUAGCAGAAGCUACAAAUUCUUCAUCAUCAUCAUCAUCAUCUAUCUGAUCAGAACAGAACACGAUUUCAGAGGAUAAAAACCCAGAAUCGCGUUCCAGAUGGUGAAAUGUUCUUCCAUUUUCGAUGACAUCACUGGCUUUACCUUCCUCUCUCUUCGUGUUGUUCUCGCCGCCGCCAACAACAACUCAUUCUUCCUCUGAAUCCGCUUUUUCAUCACAAUGGCCACCGUUAAUGGAAUCUUGUGGAUCCUCAGAUUCCCAGUUUUGGAACUGGUGCCAAUCUGUGCUAACUUACUUCUUCUUCUUCUCUAUCUCCUUGCUGUGAUUCUGGUGCGCGUGCGGAGAAGAGUUCGAUUUGGUAAGGAGAGUAGUACGGUUGGCAAUGCCGGUGCUGGUGGUGGUGUUGAUGGAGAAGCACGUGGUGAGGUGGUUCUUCGAAUCGGGACAUGGUUCAAGUUAUCAGUGUUGUCCUGUUUCUAUGUUUUGCUGGUGCAAGUUUUUGUGUUGGGGUUUGAUGGGGUUGCUUUGAUUAAGAGAGGGUCUAAGGGAGAAUCUCUGGAUUGGUCUCUUCUCGCUGUGCCGGUUGUGCAGGGUUUAGCUUGGAUUGUGUUGAGCUUCUCUGCUUUGCAUUGCAAAUUCAAGGCUUCUGAGAAGUUUCCAAUUUUGGUGAGAGUUUGGUGGUUUGUGCUUUUUGUCAUUUGCUUGUGUACUUUAUAUGUUGAUGGGAGAGGGCUUUGGAUGGAAGGUUCUAGAAGCCUUCAAUCUCAUGUCGUCGCGAAUUUCGCCGCCACCCCUGCUCUUGCCUUUUUGUGUAUGGCUGCAAUUAGGGGUGUUUCUGGCAUACAAGUUUUCAGAAACUCUGAGGCUCAGCAGUCAUUACUUGUUGAAGAAGAAGAACCAGGGUGUCUCAAGGUUACUGCUUAUGCUGAAGCUGGACUGUUCAGCUUGGCAACUCUGUCUUGGCUGAACUCACUUCUUUCAAUUGGUGCAAAGAGACCACUUGACCUUAAGGACAUUCCCCUUGUCGCACCGCAAGAUCGAGCCAAAACCAAUUACAAGAUGCUGAAUUCCAAUUGGGAGAGAUUGAAGGCUGAGAACAUGUCUACUGCCCAGCAGCCUUCAUUAGCUUGGGCCCUUUUAAAGUCAUUCUGGAAGGAGGCAGCUUGUAAUGCUAUCUUCGCUGGCGUUACGACUCUAGUCUCAUAUGUAGGUCCAUACAUGAUAAGUUACUUCGUUGAUUACUUGGUUGGUAAAGAGACUUUCCCUCAUGAGGGCUAUGUCCUUGCAGGGAUAUUCUUUGUUGCAAAGCUUGUGGAGACAUUCACAACUAGGCAGUGGUAUCUAGGAGUGGACAUCUUGGGUAUGCAUGUCAGGUCUGCUUUAACAGCAAUGGUGUACAGGAAGGGCCUCAGGCUAUCGAGCUUGGCCAAGCAAAGUCACACGAGUGGAGAAAUUGUUAACUACAUGGCUAUUGAUGUUCAGAGAGUUGGGGAUUACUCUUGGUACCUUCAUGACAUGUGGAUGCUUCCUCUGCAGAUUGUUCUUGCCCUUGCAAUUUUGUAUAAGAAUGUUGGAAUUGCUUCUGUUGCGACGCUGAUCGCUACAAUCAUUUCGAUCGUUGUGACCAUUCCUAUCGCGAGGAUCCAGGAAGAAUAUCAAGACAAGUUAAUGACUGCUAAGGAUGAAAGGAUGAGAAAAACAUCUGAGUGCCUGAGGAAUAUGAGGAUUCUCAAGCUGCAAGCUUGGGAGGAUAGGUAUCGGAUAAGAUUGGAGGAAAUGCGCGGAGUAGAGUUCACUUGGCUUCGGAGAGCGCUCUAUUCUCAGGCUUUCAUAACUUUCAUUUUCUGGAGCUCACCUAUAUUUGUUUCAGCCGUUACUUUCGCUACUUCGAUAUUGUUGGGGGGUCAGCUUACUGCAGGUGGUGUGCUUUCUGCUCUGGCUACUUUCCGGAUCCUCCAAGAGCCUUUGAGGAAUUUUCCAGACUUGGUAUCAACAAUGGCUCAGACAAAAGUCUCGCUCGAUCGAAUUUCCUGUUUCCUGCUGGAGGAAGAAUUGCAAGAAGAUGCAACUAUCAUCUUGCCACAAGGCAUUUCUAACAUUGCUUUAGAAAUUCAGGAUGGUGUUUUCAGUUGGGACACUUCUUCAUCUUCUAGGCCUACUCUAUCAGGGAUAAAUAUGAAAGUUGAAAAAGGAAUGCGUGUGGCUGUUUGUGGCAUGGUGGGUUCAGGGAAAUCGAGUUUUCUUUCUUGCAUCCUCGGAGAGGUUCCUAAGCUUUCUGGUGAAGUCAGAGUGUGUGGUUCUGUUGCAUAUGUCUCGCAAUCAGCCUGGAUACAAUCAGGAAAUAUAGAAGAAAACGUCCUCUUCGGGAGCCCAAUGGACAAAGCAAAGUACAAGAGUGUUCUUCACGCUUGUUCACUGAAAAAAGAUCUAGAGCUUUUCUCACAUGGAGAUCAGACAAUCAUUGGUGAUAGAGGUAUAAACCUGAGUGGUGGUCAGAAGCAGCGGGUUCAGCUUGCCCGGGCACUCUACCAAGAUGCUGAUAUUUAUCUUCUUGAUGAUCCCUUCAGUGCAGUUGACGCCCACACUGGAUCAGAAUUGUUCAGGGAGUAUAUAAUGACAGCACUAGCCGAUAAAACAGUCAUUUUUGUGACUCAUCAAGUUGAAUUUCUUCCUGCUGCUGAUUUGAUACUGGUUCUCAAAGAAGGCUGCAUCAUACAAGCUGGAAAGUAUGAUGAUCUUUUACAAGCUGGAACAGAUUUCAAUGCUCUAGUUUCAGCUCACCAUGAGGCCAUAGAGGCUAUGGAUAUCCCCACUCACUCCUCUGAAGAUUCAGAUGAAAAUUUAUCGUUGGAAGCAGCUGUUAUGACCAAUAAGAAAGCCAUUUGUUCUUCAAAUGAUAUUGACAAUUUGGCUAAGGAAGUGCAAGAAGGAUCUUCAGCGUCAGAACAAAAAGUAAUCAAGGAGAAGAAGAAAGCAAAACGAUCUAGAAAAAAACAGCUCGUUCAGGAAGAGGAGAGGGUUAGAGGCAGAGUUAGUAUGAAGGUGUACCUUUCAUACAUGGCAGCAGCAUAUAAAGGUUUAUUGAUUCCGCUCAUAAUCAUUGCACAAGCCUUAUUUCAGUUCCUUCAGAUUGCUAGUAAUUGGUGGAUGGCUUGGGCUAACCCUCAAACCGAAGGAGACAUGCCUAAAGUAACUCCGGCGGUUCUUCUUCUUGUUUACAUGGCUCUAGCUUUUGGAAGCUCGUGGUUUAUUUUUGUAAGGGCGGUUCUGGUGGCUACAUUUGGUCUUGCAGCUGCACAGAAGCUGUUUUUGAAGAUGCUUAGAAGUGUUUUCCAUGCACCGAUGUCUUUCUUCGAUUCUACACCAGCUGGAAGGAUCUUGAAUCGGGUAUCAAUUGACCAAAGUGUUGUGGAUCUUGACAUUCCUUUUAGACUUGGCGGGUUUGCUUCAACAACAAUACAGCUUAUUGGUAUUGUUGGUGUGAUGACAGGAGCUACAUGGCAAGUUUUGCUCUUAGUCAUCCCAAUGGCCAUUGCUUGUUUGUGGAUGCAGAAAUACUACAUGGCUUCCUCAAGGGAACUGGUCCGAAUUGUAAGCAUACAGAAAUCACCAAUUAUACAUCUUUUUGGUGAAUCUAUUGCUGGAGCGUCCACAAUCAGAGGUUUUGGACAAGAAAAAAGGUUCGUGAAGCGGAACCUCUAUCUUCUUGAUUGUUUCGCACGACCAUUCUUCUGCAGUCUUGCUGCUAUUGAGUGGCUCUGUCUGCGCAUGGAGUUGCUGUCAACCUUUGUAUUUUCUUUCUGCAUGGUCUUACUUGUGAGCUUUCCCCGUGGAACAAUUGACCCUAGCAUGGCUGGACUUGCUGUGACGUAUGGCCUGAAUUUAAAUGCACGUCUGUCACGGUGGAUACUUAGCUUUUGCAAACUUGAAAACAAAAUUAUAUCUAUUGAAAGAAUUUAUCAGUACAGCCAAAUUCCUAGUGAAGCGCCGGCAAUUAUUGAAGAUUCUCGCCCUCCAUCGUCAUGGCCUGAAAACGGGACAAUUGAAAUAAUUGAUUUGAAGGUCCGUUACAAGGAGAAUCUUCCUAUGGUGCUUCAUGGAGUAUCCUGCACAUUUCCUGGAGGAAAGAAGAUAGGAAUAGUUGGACGAACUGGCAGUGGCAAAUCUACUUUGAUUCAAGCUUUAUUUCGAUUGAUUGAGCCAGCAAGUGGAAGUAUCCUCAUAGACAACAUAAAUAUUUCAGAUAUUGGUCUUCAUGACCUUCGAAGCCAUCUCAGUAUUAUACCACAAGAUCCUACCUUAUUUGAAGGGACCAUUCGAGGAAAUCUUGAUCCUCUCGAGGAGCACUCGGAUAGAGAGAUUUGGGAGGCACUUGGUAAAUCUCAGCUUGGAGAGAUUAUCCGUGACAAAGGACAAAAGCUUGAUACACCAGUUCUUGAAAAUGGAGAUAAUUGGAGUGUAGGACAACGGCAACUUGUUUCUCUGGGUCGCGCACUACUGAAGCAGUCAAAAAUACUUGUGCUUGAUGAAGCAACAGCAUCAGUUGAUACCGCAACUGAUAACCUUAUCCAGAAGAUUAUCCGAACGGAGUUCAAGGAUUGCACCGUAUGCACCAUCGCGCAUCGCAUUCCCACUGUCAUUGACAGUGAUCUAGUUCUGGUGCUCAGUGAUGGCCGAGUCGCGGAGUUUGACACUCCUUCAAGACUAUUAGAGGACCGGUCAUCCAUGUUUCUAAAGUUGGUAAGCGAGUAUUCGUCACGGUCAAGCGGUAUACCAGAAUUUUAGAUCAGAUAAUGUUUGAAAACCUUCAAACUUGAUGGUGGCCAGAGCUUAAAGACAGUCCAAAAGCUGAAACAAGUGAUGACUCCCUUGCAUUGCAUGCAACUGCUGCAUUCGGCACAUGCAUAGACUGUGAUUACAGUGAGAGGAUGUUAGUUUUAGUCUUCUUCCCCUUGAAAAAGUUUUGAGGAGUUCAUGCAUGGUUAGCAUACUUUGUAACACGAAGUUAGAUGAUCUGUUAUUACACGAAAGCAAAGCUGAAUUGGGUUCAGUAAUAUGCAAGAAAGUAGAGUUGGUAGAAUGAGGCACUAGGCUUUUUCUUAGUUAGAAAAGUGUAGAGUUAAAACUAAUCUUGUGUAUUUCACAAUUUCUUAGAGAGUUUAGAAUUUAGCCUUUUUAAACUCAGAACCCCCUUUUCUUUUCUUUUUUCUCCCAAAACGAUAGUGGUAAUCUUUUUUAUGAGAAGUUAUCUAAUUUACUUUUUUUGUUAUGUUGAAUUGUAAUUGACUACUCUGUACAGAAUCAUUAGUAGGUGGUGAAGAAUCCUUCACAAUAAAAUGCAACAAAUGCUAUUUCCUUACUAGGCUUC
Lotus japonicus is the source of this 5730-nucleotide messenger RNA. RefSeq names its product ABC transporter C family member 5. Gene Ontology annotation, molecular function: ABC-type transporter activity; ATP binding; ATP hydrolysis activity. The transcript is spliced from 12 exons. The record is from RefSeq and is a predicted model, not a curated record. Gene Ontology annotation, cellular component: plant-type vacuole; vacuolar membrane. Gene Ontology annotation, biological process: transmembrane transport. NCBI's taxonomy places the organism in Eukaryota, Viridiplantae, Streptophyta, Magnoliopsida, Fabales, Fabaceae. Bases 582 to 5147 code for a protein of 1521 amino acids.